UGUCGUGGCAGCCUGUGGGAACUUGCCUUAAUUCCUAGUAAUAAUUUUGCCUUCAAUUUUUGUUGCAUGGGAGCGCAUUUACUUUAAAAACCCUGGUACAUCUGGCUGACUAUGUCUUACACUUAAAGUGCUAACCUAGGUUAAGCUGAGCUGAUUUACUGGAGGGAGAUAAGGUGGUCCUAAAGGGGCCAUAACGAAGCCGUGGUUGUUAACUCCCGAAGCCUGGUGACGGGUGACCUAUAAAACUAGCCAAUUUCCUUAGACAUUAUGCAUAAUUAAUCAUAACUGAAUCGGUAAAUGGUGAGCACUCAAUGAUACAUACAGUCUUGCCCCGUCGGGACUGACGGUAUCACGCAACUGAGCUCCCGGCACCGACGUCUUUUACUUUUGAGAGAAAAAAGUCACGAAUACGGAAGAGAUAAUUGUGGCUGUACCUUCCGCAUGCCAUUUGCAAAUGUUAGGUCCACUAUUCACUGUAUCAUCAAACCCCGGAAGAUCACGAUGAGGUGAUAACACCUUAACUUAUGCAUCCUAGUAGGAUCUCUAUAGCUUCCUGAAGAGAUAAAAAAGAUAAGAUCAAAAAUUGUUCUAGUUCUGGUUUGGUUUGCAAGACAUUCAGGGCCCUACUGAAUCGUCGGUAGACAACCAACAAUAAAUUCCGCAUUGUUAUCGACACAUAUCGUGAACAUUAUAGGUAAACAUAUAAAAGGACAUUCAUUUCUCCAAUUACUUCAUUCGCUACAACUCUUGGCAAAUUUAAUCAUCAAAAUGUUUAAGGCAACUAGCGCAGCCUGUGCCCUUCUGAUUGCCAUCGUCUCUGCGACUCCGUUUAGGGAUUGUGGAUCAACAUCAUCUUUAACCGCUGUGCGUGUUCCUGGCUGCGAGGUACUACCAUGCAUCGUAUACCGUGGAACCAACGUUUCUGUCGAAUACGACUUCGUCUCAGCGGUUUCUACUAACGCGUUGACGACCGACGUGAAGGGCGUUAUUGGUGGCGUAACUCUUCCUUGGCCUGGUAGAUUUCCUCCUGCUUGCGAGGACGUAAAAGCUGGUGACUGCCCUGUGGCAGAGGCUGAGCCCAUUACUAUGUCAACCCUUUUAGUUCUAUCUUCUUCCUUCCCUUCGGUGAAUGCCAAAGCCAUAUGGGGACUUCGCGACGAUAGUGAUAGCACUCUUGUUUGCUUCGAAGUAACUGUCAAACUUCUAUAAAUCAAGCGAUCCACCUCUUCUGCCAAAGGCAACUUCAUAGAGUGCUUUUUUACAUGCAUGUCAAGGUUUCUUUCAAAUCCAUGCGAUUUUAAUAAAUUUCACCGAGUUCCUUGAAA
Daphnia carinata is the source of this 1325-nucleotide messenger RNA. Its product is annotated as NPC intracellular cholesterol transporter 2 homolog a-like. The coding region runs from base 769 to 1209 and encodes 146 amino acids. The transcript is spliced from 6 exons. Gene Ontology annotation, biological process: sterol transport. The record is from RefSeq and is a predicted model, not a curated record. NCBI's taxonomy places the organism in Eukaryota, Metazoa, Arthropoda, Branchiopoda, Diplostraca, Daphniidae. Gene Ontology annotation, molecular function: sterol binding.